UGCCCUUCCACGCGCCCCCAGCGGCGUGCACCCGGUGAUCUAUGUGAUCGCUGUGUCCAAUGAUACAGCAGAUCACUGGGUAAAUACAAUUGCUGGUUAUUGGCUGCACUUUCCUCACGCUGUCACAGUGUGAGAAAAAUACUGCCGAUAACCGGCAAUUAUCAGAGAACAGAUUGGCACUGAUCAUCAGGGUACUGAUGAUCAGUGCCCAGCAGGGCCACCCAGAAGUGCUUCCCACCAGUGCCCAGCAGUGCCUCCCACUUGUACCCAUCAGUGCCCAGCAGUGCCACCCAGCAGUGCCACCAUCAGUGCCGCCCAUCAAUGCCGCCCAUCAGUGCUGUUCAUCAGUGCCACUUAUCAGUGACCAGCAGUGCCGCCUAUCAGUGCAGCAUCAUCAG
Staurois parvus is the source of this 398-nucleotide messenger RNA. The record is from the annotation of a GenBank genome assembly. NCBI's taxonomy places the organism in Eukaryota, Metazoa, Chordata, Amphibia, Anura, Ranidae.